AUGGCUGCUGCUCAGGCCUACACUGCCCCUGAGCAGGUCAAUGUCCAGGCCAGCCUGAUCUCCGAUCCCAAGAUGGUCGCCGGAAAGACCGUUGACUAUAUCAUUGCUGGCGGUGGUCUAACUGGCCUAACUGUUGCCGCUAAGCUGUCUGAGAACCCUGAAAUCAACGUUCUGGUCAUUGAAAAGGGCUUCUAUGAGUCUAAUGAUGGGCCGAUAAUCGAAAACCCCAACGACUAUGGUCACAUCUUCGGUAGCUCGGUAGACCAGAACUAUCUUACCGUUCCUAUGGCCAUAAAUAACCGCACGCUGGACAUUAAGUCUGGCAAAGGUCUCGGUGGAUCUACUUUGAUCAACGGUGACUCCUGGACUGGUGCCGACAAAGUCCAGAUUGAUUCCUGGGAGGCUGUCCUUGGUAACCCUGGCUGGAACUGGCACAACCUAAACGAGUAUAUGAAGAAGGCAGAGCUCGCUCGCUACCCGACUCCCACCCAAAUUGCUGCCGGUCAUUUCUUCAACGCUUCCUGCCACGGAUUCAAUGGCACUAUUUCCGCUGGCCCCCGUGACGAUGGCCGGUCCUACUCUGUCCUCAUGAAAGCCCUGAUGAACACCACCGCAGCCAUGGGUAUUCCCACACAGGUUGACUUACUUUGUGGCCAUCCUCGCGGUGUCUCCAUGAUCUACAAUAACUUGUUACCGGAUCAGACCCGUGCCGAUACUGCACGGGCCUGGCUUCUUCCAAAUUACCAGCGCCCCAACUUACACGUUCUCACUGGCCAGGUCGUUGGCAAAGUCCUUUUCAACCAGACAGCAGCCGGCCCUAGGGCCGUUGGUGUUAACUUUGGUACUAAUAAGGCCGUUAACUUCGACGUCUAUGCUAAGCACGAGGUCCUGUUGGCCGCCGGAUCUGUCAUCUCCCCGUUUAUCCUCGAGCAUUCUGGUAUUGGCAUGAAGUCCGUUCUCGACCAGUUCAACAUUACCCAGCUUGUCGACCUUCCCGUAGGUCUUAAUAUGCAGGACCAAACUACCACUACUGUUCGUGCACGCGCCAAGCCCUCCGCUGACGGCCAGGGCCAAGCCGUGUACUUUGCCAACUUCACAGAAGUCUUCGGUGACUAUAGCCCUACGGCAACCAGUAUGCUCAACACCAAGCUGGAUCAGUGGGCCCACGAAACAGUUGCCCGCGGUGGCUUUCACAACGUUACUGCGCUCAAGAUUCAGUAUGAGAACUACCGUAAUUGGCUCCUCAAUGAGAACGUUGCCUACGUCGAGCUCUUCAUGGACACCAAUGGCAAAAUUAACUUUGACUUGUGGGAUCUCAUUCCCUUCACCCGCGGCUCCACUCACAUUGCCCAUGCCGACCCCUUCCUCCAGUCAUUUAAGAACGAUCCCCAGUUCUUGCUGAACGAGCUUGACCUUCUUGGUCAAGCUGCUGCUUCUAUGCUUGCACGUAAGCUCCAGAACAGUGGCGAGAUGUCUAACUAUUUCAAUGGUGAGGACAUCCCCGGUGCCGACCUCUUGCCGUACAACGCCACCCUCGGCGACUGGGUCGAAUAUGUGAAGCAGAAUUUCCGUGCUAACUGGCACGCUGUAUCCACUUGCUCCAUGAUGCCCAAAGAGCUUGGUGGCGUUGUUGACUCUACCGCUAAGGUCUAUGGCACCCUUGGGCUUCGUGUUAUUGAUGGUUCAAUUCCGCCUACCCAGGUAUCAUCCCAUGUCAUGACUGUCUUCUAUGCUAUGGCUUUGAAAAUUGCGGAUGGCAUUCUCGCGGAUUAUCAAAAGUCCUAG
Penicillium cataractarum is the source of this 1785-nucleotide messenger RNA. Its product is annotated as GMC family oxidoreductase. Lineage: Eukaryota; Fungi; Ascomycota; Eurotiomycetes; Eurotiales; Aspergillaceae. Bases 1 to 1785 code for a protein of 594 amino acids. Gene Ontology annotation, molecular function: flavin adenine dinucleotide binding; oxidoreductase activity, acting on CH-OH group of donors. The record is from RefSeq and is a predicted model, not a curated record. The transcript has a single exon.